Molecule: messenger RNA, 1503 nt
Organism: Ilex paraguariensis (yerba mate)
Lineage: Eukaryota; Viridiplantae; Streptophyta; Magnoliopsida; Aquifoliales; Aquifoliaceae
Source: the annotation of a GenBank genome assembly
GUGAAGGGCAAAAAGACAGAAGAAGAAAUGAUGAUGAUCGGAGAAACCACUCGUUCCAAUCCAACGGUUCUGGUCCCUCCGUGGGACCACCUCAUGGAUGAUCCAAUGGCCAGUAUCAACUCGGCCUACUCCGUUACGCCUAACGGCAAUGCCAUCAGUCCCGGAGGUGAGACAAACAACUACUGUCCCUUCGACGCCUUUACGGCUCUCCAACGUUACUUGCCGUCAAACAUGAACAACAGCAACGGCGUUGUUGGCGCUGAGUCUGAAUUCGGGAGUGAUGACUUGGAUGUUCCGGUGGACGCGUUCUCAUGCGAUAACUUCCGGAUGUUCGAGUUCAAGGUUCGAAAGUGUCCACGUGGUAGGUCACAUGACUGGACGGAGUGUCCUUACGCUCAUCCCGGCGAGAAGGCUCGCCGGAGGGACCCACGUAAGUAUCACUAUUCCGGCACUGCAUGUCCAGAGUUUCGAAAGGGUCAGUGUAAGAAGGGUGAGUCGUGUGAGUUCGCACACGGCGUGUUCGAGUGCUGGCUACACCCGGCUCGCUAUCGUACGCAGCCUUGCAAGGAUGGAACCCACUGUCGCCGCCGAGUCUGUUUCUUCGCUCACACGCCAGACCAGCUCCGUGUUCUGCCUCAGACUAGUCAAAAGAACUAUGCUGAAUCUUAUGAUGGGUCUCCAAGACGACUCGGUAUUGACUCGUACGAUGGCUCGCCGAGUCGAAUAGACUCGUUUUUUUGCAAUGGAUCGUUUGGGUCGUCUUCGGUUUCGACUCUGUACUCUCCACCUGUUUCUCCGCCGUCGGAUUCGCCGCCAAUGUCUCCUUGUGCUGGUUCCCUGGGAAUGAACUCGGUGGGUGGACUCACUGAGUCAAUGCGUAGUCUGCAGAUUGGGAAGGUGAGGAUGAGUCCAACUUCUUGGGGCAUCCAAAGGGGUUCUGGGAUCUGUUCGCCCCGUAGUCCUUCCACGCUCCGACCGGGAUUCCUGAGUCUACCCUCCACACCAACUCUACCACCAACUCACUCUGGAAUCGGUGUGUUUGAUCUUUGGGAUAAAACAUGUCAAGAAGAGCCUGUAAUGGAGAGGGUGGAGUCUGGGAAGGACCUCCGCGCGAAGAUAUAUGCAAAACUCAGCAAGGACAACGCACUGGACCGAGUUGACUCGGCAGGUCCUGGUCCUGAUGUAGGGUGGGUCUCAGAACUCGUGAAAUGAUUAUCCGGGACCGGGAUCCAUGUUCCUCAGCUUUGUUUCAAUUUUUUUGUGACGACUGGUAAAUUGGGUCGGUGGCGUUUGAUUUUUCCUCCGACUUUGUUAAUAUUUUUACUAAAGAUUUACCAUGUAUAUUAUAUAUUAUAUAGUAGAUCGGAUGGCAGAGAUUAAGCAUUAAUCUCUAUUUUGUGGUGUUUUUUUUUUCUAAUUAUCAUUUUGAAGAUGGAGGAGGAGGAGGAGGAGGAGGAGGAGACGAAAGUUGGAAAUUGUGUUGAUAGACCAGAUGGAUUUGUC